Molecule: messenger RNA, 3113 nt
Organism: Solenopsis invicta (red fire ant)
Lineage: Eukaryota; Metazoa; Arthropoda; Insecta; Hymenoptera; Formicidae
Product: proclotting enzyme
Exons: 8
Coding region: 778-2442 (554 amino acids)
Biological process (GO): proteolysis
Molecular function (GO): serine-type endopeptidase activity
Source: RefSeq, a predicted model, not a curated record
CUCUACUCUAAAAAAAAAAAAUUAUAUAACUUUAUUAUAUUUUUCAACUUAACAAUCAAAUUAACAAUUAACAUCAAAUUAACAAUUUUCUCAGUUGUAAUAGCUAGCGUCUUUUACAUUUGCCUUCUUUUCUUUUCUUUCCAUCUUUUAAUUUUUUGCCUUUUUUCGAGCGAGAAGGAUCCGGCUUUUUAUUGCUGCAGUCGAUUAGAGGAUAACUCGAAAUUCUCUUUUCGUGUCACGAUUGGCAAAUCGAGUUUUAAAAAACCGGAACUAGAUCCGGAUGACGAGGAUUUGAUUUGACGAUGAUUUCUCAGGACCAUUUAGAAGUAUUUCCCACAGCGGAUCGGCAUCUCUUUUUCGUUUAAAUGCGGUUCCGGGUGAUUUGACGGUGCUUAAUAUGCUUGACUUAAUUUCACCUAGGAUAUAGUAAUUUGAAGAGAUUAAUCGAAUGUAAGAAAAUAGACAAAAAUCUUAUGGACUUGAACAAUAAUAUGAUAUAUGUAAAAUGUAUUGGACAAAUUUUCUUGUGUUGGUCAAAAAAAAAUUUAAAUUUCUAAAAUUUAUAACGAAUAUGUUUUUUUUCAGUUUAGAGAGAAAGUAACAUAUCCGCGCGCGUAUUUCCUCUUGCACGUUUUAUCUCGAGGACCGAGUGACGCAGAUGCCGUGCGUCACAUCCGUGAAAUUUCGACAAAUCCUAAGAAGACGGGAAAGUCCAAGAGUGCCCCAGCAUACGUUUUCACAUUACGCAAUGCGAAACGCGACUGCUUAUUAUGGACGAUGCGCCUGUGCAUAAUAUGGAGUCUAUUUGCCGGUUCCAUCUCGUACACCGAAGAAGUCGUGCAUUACCGCACUUAUCCAUACGGAUACAGAAACUCGCCGACGAGAGGAUGGCUACACUCCUGGGAUGCUGGACCAAGCAGAUCGGACAGGCCAGUAUAUGCCCGCAGAGAUACCCAUGUGCGCCCGUACACGCAGCUGGUGAAGGUGGAGCAAGAGCAGAGUGAUCCUUUGGCGACUAUCAGCGAAACUCUGGGCGCCUUGAACACCGUAGGCAACUAUCUUGUAAAUAUGACGAGGGGCGUCGAGAUCUCGGAUUAUCCGCCGAAGGAGCUGCCCUCAGCGUUGUACACUAUUUCCAAAAAUAUUUUGGGCCGUAACGUGACGGAUAGCAUAGCGCCCUUGGUGCGCGGCGUUGCGUUACCACUGAGACAAAUUGCAUCCUCCACACAAGCACCAUCGGUCCAACAGCAACAGGCCACGGAGGAGCUCGGGAAUAGGGACAAGGAGUCCGCUCUGUCCGCGUGCACAACGGCUGGAGGUGGACCCGGGAAGUGCCAGGAUCUCAGCAACUGUCCACAAUUGCUGCUUGAUCUCAACAAGCUGAGGCUCUCAUUCUGCUUCAAAAGUUUGAUUGUGCCAGGGGUUUGCUGCCCGGUGGACAAAAUCAGCAAUCCUUCCAUUCCCAUCACCACGUCAUCCGGGAUCGAAAUUGGACAGCCACGACCGACAAUUCGACCUACGAAAGCUCCUACACCACGACCUAUACCGCUGUACCCGGUAUCCUCGACGACGAGACCCACGACGCAUGCUGUUUCAACGCCGGAAUCGUUGAUCAACAAUACGAACUUCGAAGCAAUAGCGACGAUUGAUAACAAUUUCAUUCAAGACGACGAAGAGUGCGGAGUAAGAAAUGCGGGCAAAUAUCGAGUGGUCGGGGGCGAAGAAGCGCUACCCGGGAGAUGGCCCUGGAUGGCGGCGAUUUUCCUUCACGGCUCCCGACGAACAGAGUUCUGGUGCGGAGGAUCGUUGAUAGGUCCACGCCACAUUCUCACCGCUGCCCAUUGCACCCGAGAUCAGCGACAGAGACCCUUCGCCGCCCGUCAGUUCACCGUGCGUCUCGGUGACAUCGAUCUAGAGAGAGACGAUGAGCCCUCAUCGCCAGAGACUUACGCAGUAAAGGAAAUUCAUGCCCAUCCGAAAUUCUCGCGAGUUGGUUUUUACAACGACAUCGCCAUCCUCGAGCUCGUCAGACCUGUAAGAAGAUCGCCAUACGUGAUACCUAUUUGUUUACCGCAGUCGCGGUAUCGCGGAUAUCCAUUCGCUGGUGCCAGACCAACGGUGGUCGGCUGGGGCACCACUUAUUACGGCGGAAAGGAGAGUACCAUACAACGGCAGGCGGUUCUACCAGUGUGGAGAAACGAGGACUGUAAUGCGGCUUACUUUCAGCCGAUCACCAGCAACUUUUUGUGCGCUGGUUAUAGCCAGGGCGGCAAGGACGCGUGUCAAGGUGAUUCAGGUGGGCCGCUGAUGCUGAAAGUCGAAGGUCGAUGGACGCAGAUCGGUAUCGUUUCAUUCGGCAACAAGUGCGGCGAACCUGGCUAUCCUGGUGUGUACACGCGCGUCUCCGAAUACGUAGACUGGGCCAAAAGUAACAUGAAAUGAUGACGGAGCCAUGCGACGGGAUUGUACUUGCAUAUGUUCUCCUGAAAAAUGAAAUAUAAAUAAAUAUAGACUGAUACUUUCUGUUGAUAGAAAAAAAACCGAUAAUACAUUACCUAUAAAGUUGUUUUUCAAUAUUACAAAUUUUUUGUAAGAAAUAAGGAAAUUAAAAUAAGUAUUCAUUUCUGUGAAGUUGAAUACUAAAUUCUCAAAAUUUUAGAAAUCAAUAUAUGUGAUUUUUCUUUUUAAUUAAUUUAUUUUUUGUAGGUUUAUUUAAAAAAAGUACUUGAAGAAAUUUGAUUUGGCGUUCUAUAUCAAUUUUGCCAAGAUAUACUUCGAUAUCUGCAAAUUUGCAUAUACAAUAUACCUUUCAUCUUUCAUAAUUUUGAAAAUAUGUCAAAUAACACAUCUUGUGUAUAAAUACACACCUUCAUUAGAUUAUAAUGAAUUAUUUACGAUUUUAGGAAACGUCAAAAGGAUGUAACAUGCACCAAACAUUUGUUUCAUCAUUUUUUAUAUUUUAUUGCCUUUAUAAAUGUACAGUUAUAUUCCCUAAGUAAGUAUAGAAAUCUAUGGCAUCCAUGUUUUUGUGGAAACACUAGAAUGUGGUCGUAUGUAUAUUCAUUGAAUACAUAAUAUAUAAACUUAUAAAUAAAUUAUUAUCAUUAUACAUA